AUGGGAUCACUAGACGCAGAGAAAAGCGUCGAAAGUUCAACGAUUGCAUCGGAUGCAGUACCCCCUAAACAAUCUGCCUUCAAGGCUUACGUGAGAAUCUUUAGUUACGGCGAGACAAUCGACUAUGUACUUGGGACUAUCGCUCUACUCGCUGCCAUCGGCUCGGGCGUUGCUUUGGCCAUGGUGAAUCUCGUCAUAGGCGACUUUAUGACGAUACUCAGUCGCUCUACUAUCGGGCCAAACCUCCCGGACAACUUCAUGUCCAAAGUGAGCAAGUUCUCAUUGUACUUCGUUUAUAUCGGCAUCGCUAGAUUCGGUUGCACAUACCUAUAUGCCUCCCUAUCCACCUAUGUCGGGCACAAGCUCGUCCGCAACAUUCGAUACCAGUACCUCCGAUCCGCCCUGAGCCAAGAAACUGGGUAUUUUGAUCAAGGCAUCAGCGGGUCAAUUUCCAUGCAGGCUACAUCGAAUGGAAAGCUCAUCCACUCCGGUAUUUCCGAGAAGUUGGGUAUCCUGUUCCAGGCCGUUGCGACGUUCCUCGCAGCUUUCAUCAUAGCCUUCAUCAGCCAUUGGAAACUCACGUUGAUUAUCAUCUGCAUCAUCCCAGCCUUACUGCUAAUCGGAGGUGUUGCCUCUUUUAUCGACGCUGGUAUUGAGACCAAAAUACUCAAAACGUAUGCGCAGGCUGGGACGUAUGCGGAGAAUAUCCUCGGUGGUAUUCGAGCUGUUCACGCAUUCAAUCUUCGACCUCGGGUUGUUCAGAAGUGUACACAGUAUCUGAAUGAGGCACACAGUCUAGGGAUGAAGAAGAAUCACCUGUAUGGACUGAUGUUCGGCGGAGAGUUCUUUGUCAUGUACGCCGGCAUGGGAUUGGCGUUUUGGCAGGGUAUUCAACUGCUUGCUCGUGGUGACGUCCCCGACGUGGGGACCAUUUUCAAGGUGUUAUUUUCCGUCGUCAUCGCGGCGAGUACGAUCACUACCGUUGCCCCCCAUACAGUCACAUUUGGUCGUGCUGCCAGUGCCGCCGCAGAGAUAUUUGUCCUCAUUGACAGAGACUCGGAAAUCAACGCCCUCGACGAAUCUGGGGCCAGACCGACGGAUAUAUCAGGUGUCCUUGAGUUUAAGAGUGUGAGAUUCAGCUACCCCAGUCGGCCCAACGUCUGUGUGCUUGAUGACUUCUCUCUUCGCAUUCCAGCGGGAAAAGCCACCGCUCUUGUGGGCACCAGCGGCUCUGGAAAGAGCACGAUAGUUGGAUUGAUAGAACGCUGGUAUACUCCCGGCUCUGGUAACAUCACCCUGGAUGGGGCCGGGAUUGAAAGUUUUAGUUUGAAAUGGUUACGUACCAAUAUUCGACUGGUACAGCAGGAACCCGUUUUGUUUAAUGGCAGCGUGUUUGAGAAUAUUGCCAGCGGACUGGUAGGCACAGAGUGGGAAACUGUCCCCUAUGAGGUACAAAAACAGCGAGUGGAAGACGCAGCAAAGCUUGCCUUUGCACAUGAUUUUAUAUUAACGCUUCCGCACGGCUACGAUUCACAGGUUGGUCAGAAAGGGGGACUCUUAUCCGGCGGCCAGAAACAGCGGGUUGCCAUUGCACGCAGUGUUAUAUCCGAACCGAAAAUUCUUCUUCUCGAUGAAGCAACAAGUGCCUUGGAUCCGCAAGCUGAAGGUAUCGUGCAACAGGCGCUGGAUCGUGCUGCCACGAACCGUACGACAAUUGUUAUUGCUCAUAAGUUAGCGACUAUCCGCAAUGCUGACAAUAUUGUUGUCAUGUCGAAGGGGAGGAUCGUUGAGCAAGGCCAUCAUCAAGAGCUGGUCUCGCUGGGUGGCACCUAUGCAAAAUUGGUCAAGGCACAGGACCUCUCUGCUGCACAGCCUACUGGUCAUACAAAGGAAAUUAUCGAGAAAGAGUCGAUUGAUGAAAUCUUGGAGACUGUUCCUCCCCUACAAAAGUAUCGGACGACCGUGGCCCAGAAUUUAGUAGAGAUGCAGCAGCGGGAGGACUACACGCUUUACCAAAAGACAGGCCUUAUUCGCAGCAUCGCCAAGCUAGUCAUUGCGACCUCCGACUUGAAGCUCUGGUACCUGUUUACUCUCGUUUGCUCUGCCAUAUACCCCGGUCAAGCCCUGCUCUUGGCCAAUGUCAUGGAUAUCUUUACCUCCGAUGACAUCGUCGGUAGAGGUAACUUUAUUGCUCUCAUGUAUUUUGUCAUGUCGCUUGGUUGCGUCCUCAUCUACUACGGCCUCGGCUGGGCUACCAAUGUCAUCGCUCAGACCAUUAGCAGAACAUUCCGUCAUGACAUUCUGAAUUCAAUUCUUCGACAAGACCUCCGCUUCUUCGAUCGACGCGAGAGCACAAUCGGCUCACUGACCGAACGACUUGACUCCUACCCGCAGGCGAUCCUUGAGAUGAUGGGCUUCAAUGUCGGCUUAGUGGUAAUGUCAAUCGUGAAUGUACUAGCUUCGAGUAUCCUAGCCUUGGCAAUCUCGUGGAAACUAGGCGUUGUGGGCGUCUUUGCUGGCUUACCCCCUAUGAUCUUUUCCGGUUACGCACGUAUGCGCUUGGAAACGAAGAUGGAUACUGACAUAGGGAAGAGGUUCUCGCAGAGCGCUUCUAUCGCCUCGGAGGCAGUGCUUUCUAUUCGCACUAUCUCAUCUUUAGCGUUGGAAGGGCGCACUUUGGUCAAGUACACCGAUGAGUUGGAUUCGGCCAUUCGUACUACUACCCUUCCGCUUUUAGUCACGAUGAUAUGGUACGCGUUGACACAGUCCAUCGAGUACUUUAUUCUAGGCCUUGGGUUUUGGUGGGGAUCAAAGCUGAUCAACAAUGGCGAUAUCACUUUCUACCAGUUCAUCGUUUCUUUCAUGGGCGUCUACUUUUCAGGCCAGGGAGCGGGCCAACUCUUCAGUUUCUCAAGCAGCUUCACGAAAGCGAACUCAGCAGCAAACUACUACUUCUGGGUUACAGGCCUCGAGCCAAUGAUUCAAGAAACAGAUCAGAACCGGGAUAACCACCCUCCGAAUGAUUGCAACUCCGUUGAUAUGCAGGAUGUCCACUUCUCCUACCCGUUUGCACCAGAUACCCGAGUCCUGAAUGGUGUCUCACUAAGCAUCCAAAAAGGUCAGUUCGUCGCGUUCGUCGGCGCCUCGGGCUGCGGUAAAAGCACGAUGAUAUCCCUCCUUCAACGCUUCUACGACCCAACUCAAGGAACCAUCACAAUCGACUCCGCGCCUCUCCCUAACCUGAAUCCCCUCGCCUACAGAAACGAGAUCGCCCUAGUCCAGCAAGAACCCACUUUAUUUCCGGGAACUAUUCUGGAAAAUAUCUCCCACGGUCUGGAUCUAAAAGAUCUCCAACCCGCAGAAACAAACAUAAACGCAACCACAAGCUCGACCUCCCCUCUCCUCUCACAAAUUGAAACCGCCUGCCGCGCCGCCAACAUCUGGGACUUCAUCGCUUCUCUCCCAGACGGCCUAUCCACGCCCUGCGGCACAAGCGGAAGCCAACUCUCCGGCGGCCAACGCCAGCGGAUCGCAAUAGCGCGGGCCCUGAUCCGCAACCCGAAGAUCAUCUUGCUAGAUGAGGCAACGAGUGCAUUGGAUACGGAGUCUGAGCAGAUCGUCCAGGCGGCGUUGAUGAAUGCCGCGACGGAUGGGGAGAGGAUCACGAUUGCUGUUGCGCAUCGACUGUCGACUGUGCGAGAGGCGGAUUGUAUUUUUGUAUUUUUGGGAGGGAGGGUCGUGGAGAUGGGGAGGCAUCGGGAGUUGGUUGGCAAGGGGGGUGUUUAUGCGGGGAUGUGUGAGGCUCAGAGGCUGGAUAUGUAG
Molecule: messenger RNA, 3822 nt
Organism: Aspergillus affinis
Lineage: Eukaryota; Fungi; Ascomycota; Eurotiomycetes; Eurotiales; Aspergillaceae
Product: ABC transporter ATP-binding protein
Exons: 11
Coding region: 1-3822 (1273 amino acids)
Biological process (GO): transmembrane transport
Cellular component (GO): membrane
Molecular function (GO): ATP binding; ATP hydrolysis activity; ABC-type transporter activity
Source: RefSeq, a predicted model, not a curated record